AUGUUUCUCUCGCUAUUAUUAAUAAUUUCAUGUCAAAGACUGGGAUCGGUAUUCGCAGACAAAGAUUCCGGUAGUGAGAGCGACUUCGGUACCGGUUUAAUAUCAUCUUUGAGGAAUGAUGCCAACCUAGAUCUUUCUGUGGACGAAGAAUAUGAGGAUUUGCGAGCGGAAGCAUUAGCUUAUCAUAGCGCUCUUGCCUCACUAGCGUCUCGGAGAUCUUUAAUAACAACCGAAUGUUGGAAACAUGGCGGUAUCUGCAUCAGUUUCAAACUAUGUCCUGGUUAUAGACAACUCACAGAAAUACCUGGCUGUAAAAACAGACAUAGAGUUUGCUGUUUCGUAUGGAAUCAGUUUGAAGUAAGGGAUAUGAGGGAUAAAGGUAUAGGAAAUCCAGCGUAUCCAUGGAGUCUUAAUAAAGAAUAUGGGGGCGAAGGCAUACGAGAAAUUACUACAAAGCGCCCUAAGAAGAAAAAACGUACAACUGUUAAGGAAAUAAAAACAAACUCCUAUAAGAGAUUAUAA
Molecule: messenger RNA, 522 nt
Organism: Danaus chrysippus (African queen)
Lineage: Eukaryota; Metazoa; Arthropoda; Insecta; Lepidoptera; Nymphalidae
Source: the annotation of a GenBank genome assembly